CGCUACGGAACUUAGCAAACAGCUAACGGCCGUGACAAUGUGUGCGAGCUGUUAGCCACACCAACGUCCCGGAGCUCAGUGGCGGCGUGUGGAGGCCCUCGGACGGGUCAUGUGAACGUGCCGCUGGAGCGAACCCGCGUGAGAGCGCCACGCGCAGACCGACGCUCCUCGCGCAGUGUGACAGGAGCACCGGGAGCAGCCUGGGCUAACAGCCGAUAGCCGGUUAGCCGGAGCGUUAGCUGUUAGUUGGCUCUGUUUUCUGAACGAAGUGGGUCGACCGCUGCUGUUCCUCCAGUAGACGCGAGCCCUGGAGGAGAACUGGACCGAGUCUUGGGCUGUCUAUGAUGUUCAACGCUUUCCCCCCCGUUGCAUCACCUGACCCCUCCUGGUCUAUUUGACUUGUCCUUUUUUCUCCAAAACUCAACCCCACAUCUCUGCUUGGCAACAGCAUGAUCAUUCACGUUGACCCCACUCAGCCCACUGGGACAAGAAUACCUCAAAACCAAACUCGCCAAAUGGUAUGAUAGUAGCCACCUGGAUCACUUUUUGUGCUUGCAGGAGCCUCGCAAGGGUUCUGCUCUUCCUUUCCACCUAUAGCUCCCUCUCUCCAUUCUGGGAGACCCUUGCCAGUGUGGUCUCCGGCACUGGAACCAUGGGUAAUAGCUGUGUGUGCCGGGAGGAUAGUGACUUGGAAGAUCAUCACCACGGGUCGUCGAGGGCAACCCGGGGACAAGCUAGGCGGGUGGACCACGGUCCAGGCGUAGGCGCUGAUGCCGGAGAGGCGCGGAGCAGUAGACCCAGGGACCCGGUCAGGCCGCCACGCCGAGGGCGAGGGCCCCAUGAGCCGAGACGGAAGAAGCAGAACGUGGAUGGCCUGGUGCUGGACACAUUGGCUGUCAUCAGGACCCUGGUGGACAAUGACCAAGAACCCCCGUACUCCAUGAUCACUUUGCACGAGAUGGCAGAGACCGAUGAUGGUUGGUUGGAGGUUGUCCAGUCUCUGAUUCGAGUGAUCCCAUUGGACGAUCCGCUUGGCCCUGCAGUGAUAACCCUUCUGUUGGAUGAGUGUCCCCUGCCCACCAAGGACGCUCUCCAGAAACUGUCAGACAUGUUGAGUCUGAGUUCGGCUGUGGCGCGACAGGACGCUCUGAACCCCGCGAAGCACAGAAACACCACAGCUGUCCUGGGAUGCCUGGCAGAGAAACUGGCUGGUCCGGCUAGUAUUGGAUUGUUGAGCCCUGGAACCCUUGAGUACCUUCUAGAGAGCCUGAGCUCUGAAGCCCACCCCACUGUCAUGCUGUUCGCCCUCAUCGCUUUGGAGAAGUUCUCCCAGACCAGUGAGAACAAGCUAACGGUGUCUGAGUCGUGCAUCAGCAAUCGACUCGCUGUCCUGGAAUCGUGGGCGGAGCAUCCCGACUACCUGAAGAGGCAGGUCGGAUUCUGCUCACAAUGGAGUCUCGACAACCUGUUCCUAAAAGGUGGCCGUCAGUUCACUUUCGAGAAGGUCAACCUCACCAACGUCAACACCAUGCUCAACAGCAAUGACGUCAGCGAGUACCUCAAGAUCUCCCCGACUGGACUCGAGGCGCGGUGCGAUGCCUCGUCCUUUGAGAGCGUGCGUUGCACAUUCUGCGUGGAUUCGGGUGUUUGGUACUACGAGGUGACGGUCAUCACAUCCGGCGUGAUGCAAAUCGGAUGGGCCACCAAGGACAGCAAGUUCCUCAACCACGAGGGCUACGGGAUAGGCGACGAUGAGUACUCGUGUGCGUAUGAUGGCUGCAGGCAGCUCAUCUGGUACAACGCUCGCAGUAAACCUCACUCUCACGCCUGCUGGAAGGAGGGAGACGCCAUCGGCUUCCUGUUGGACCUCAGCAAGAAGCAGAUGGUUUUCUAUCUGAACGGACAUCAGCUGCCGCCGGAGAAACAGGUCUUCUCCUCAGCCACGUCCGGUUUCUUUGCAGCAGCCAGCUUCAUGUCUUACCAGCAGUGCGAGUUUAACUUUGGGGCCAAGCCUUUCCGUCACCCACCGUCUGUGAAGUUCAGCACCUUCAACGAUUUUGCUUCACUGCUGCCCAGUGAAAAGAUCAUCCUACCCAGACACCGGCGUCUGGCCUUACUCAAGCAGGUGAGCAUCCGAGACAACUGCUGCACGCUGUGUUGUGACGUCAUGGCGGACACGGAGCUGCGGCCCUGUGGUCAUGGUGGCAUGUGUAUGGAGUGUGCCUUACAGUUGGAGACGUGCCCGCUGUGCCGCCAGGACAUCCAGACCCGCGUCAGACUCAUUGCUCAUGUCUCCUGACCAACCUCCUGCCGCUUCUCCAGCAAGGAGAGACACACGAGCCCGACGGCCUCGCCCUCCUCCUCCCACCCAGCAGGGCGACGAGCACGGUGUCGCGAUGACGCCGGGACUCUGACUUCUGGUACGAGGAAGCGACGAUGGAGGGGUGGAGCGGGGGAAAUGAGAGGAGGGGGAUUACAACCUGAACUGGAUCCCCAGGAGCUUUCUCCCAUUUGCCUACUUGUCUCCUCUUUUGUAUCCUUCUGACGACUCGCUGCAGAAGUCGUGGCCAAGAAUCGUCGACUUUCUACAAACGCCGUUUGUUUCCGAAAUGAGAAGCAGAAAAACAAUUUCACGAGAUUACAGAUGGGAACAAUCUGUCGUCUGCUAGCGCCUGCGUAGAGUUACCAGACAUCCUUUCUAUGAUACGAGGAUCCCUCUGCGCUUUCAGCCCACAGGCUACUACUAUUUAACCCCCUCAUCGUCAUGCACACGUCUGCGUAACAGAAAGGAUCCCGGCCUGUUGUACAGUAUUAAACACAAGGUACAGAUGAAUCUCACUUUCAUGUUUUGGUGUGUAGAUAUGUGCGAAUCGUGGUGUUCUGGAGGUGUCAUUUUCAUUCUCUUUUCUCAAGGUCAUACCAACACCUUUCCUUUGGUCGGCUUCUCUUUCUGUACUGAUUGAUUUCCCACUGGUAGGGUUUGUCAUUUGGAAAAAAAAUACCUCGUAUUGUAAAGUGUCCGAUUUUACUUUUGAUGUCAGACAUCUUUAAAGUUGCCGAAGCAAUUCCAAUAUUUUAAUUUUCUGAUUUGUUUUUUACAAAUAUUAGUAAUGAGAUCAGCUGUGACACCACAGAGGACGUUAACGGAACAAAUAUAGUUUGACAACCAGUGAAAAAUAAAAUAAAAAUUUGAAUCUAUAUUAUAAGUAAGUGAUUUUUCAGGCGUCUGACCCAGCUGCUCUUUGUGCUUCGUCUCUCCUCGGAUGUUAUUUCCUCCGUCUCGGUCAUGUUUGCAACAAACACAGCAUCUGUAAAUUAAAUCACAUGUUUUCUCCACAAUUAUAAGUUAUAAUUGAAGAGCCGGUGAGGGAGAAAUACACAAUUGAAUUUCCACCACCGUCAGAAUUGAUUCGUGAUAACAAUUUGGCAACAACUUUUAAUGCCACCGUGAGUCGUGCUUCGCUGAGUACAUACGUCUUCAUUUUCUGAUCGUCAGACAAUAGUCGUCUGUAUUAAGAUGACUAUUUUGAAUCCUCACGAUGUGAUUUUGUUUCAUUAAUGUUGAUGUAAAAACUUGGUUGAGAAGCGCGACAGGUUUUGUUGAUUGACAGUGUUGUAUUAGCAGACGGGUAAUUUGCUUUAAACAAAUGUGAAAUGUUUUAAGUAAAUCAUCUUUCCAAAAUAUCAGUGAACUAAAUAUCCCAGUGUCAUUUUUAAGAUAUCAUUUGGGGUCUUAUUUUGCAGUGAAAUACUUGGCAUGAAUUGGCAAUCAACCUACACAGCUCACAUGACCAGACGAGAAUAAUACAAUGGUACGUUUCACCUGCUACCAAUCGCAGCAUAACGAAUGGAUCUAGUCAAAAGACGUUUCUCUUUAGAUUGGAAGGAUAUCUUUAAAUGUAUCUUUCAGCCUGAUUACAUUUUGGUGACCCUAUUUGUGAUUUUUCUAACUUAGCAGUACAUCUCUCUGCUCUCAUUGAGCCAUUUCUCCAUCUUUCGCCAUCUUCAAAAGAAUGUCUAGUUUUCUGUCCAUCCUUUACUUGAAGCCUCUCUGAGUUGGCUGACAUAUGUACUUUGGAAACAGGGGAUGAGAGUUUGUGAUUUGAAGGAAAACUCAUUUGUACAAUUAGCUGAAAAAAAAUCUGGUGAUGAAAAUUAGCACAAUGAAUAAUUUAGAAUUGUAUUUGGUCAAAUUAUUUAUGAAUAGUUACUACUCCACCAAAUUGCAUGAUCAUUCAGACUAUACUGGAAUGAUUUCUAAAAGGUAACGUGCAUCUCUCGGUGACAAACGACUGGGCCGGUCACUGUUGGCUAUCUUGUAUUUCCUGGAGCACCUAAUACUGUACAUGCAGGUGAGAGAAGUUCUGUUUGUCUCUACGGCUAGAGAUGUAGUUCUGGAUUGUAAAGAAUCUAUUGUGGAUCGUAUUUAAAACAUCUAAAGGAAUUUUGCCCCAGAGUUCCCAAAGAUGUGAUUGAAGAAUUAUUGUGGCCUGGAUUGUGAUAUUUGUAAUAAAUGUAUGUCCAUGUGAUAU
Molecule: messenger RNA, 4532 nt
Organism: Pseudoliparis swirei
Lineage: Eukaryota; Metazoa; Chordata; Actinopteri; Perciformes; Liparidae
Gene: rspry1
Product: ring finger and SPRY domain containing 1
Exons: 15
Coding region: 521-2299 (592 amino acids)
Cellular component (GO): cytoplasm
Molecular function (GO): ubiquitin-protein transferase activity; protein binding
Source: RefSeq, a predicted model, not a curated record